AAAGACACCAGGAUAAAAAGCACACGUUCAAAGACAUUAUCAAUUUUGAAUGAAUAAAUCGAAUGAGAAUUGAUAAAAAAUGUUUUCAAAUUUCGUUAAGAAAGUAGCGAGCUACCUAAAUUUGUUACUACUAUUCUGAUUGCCGAUCAUAUAACGUCUUAUGCUUAACAUCAUUUCGAUAAAAUCUGCGUCAAACAUGGUCGUUUAUCGCAUUUAUUUUUGAUGAAUUUCACGUAUGAGCUAAUCUCAAAAUAUUCUAAAUUCAAACAUGGAUAUUGUGUGGACGACGAGAAGAAGAUUGAUUGUGUUCGGACUUGUAUGUGUAGCCAUUACAUUCCUUCAAUAUCAGUUAUCGCAUGGUAUAGUAACAGCGAUAAGCUCCACCAACGAACAGUUCCUAUCCGAAAUACCUUUAAAAGCCCUGCGAUCUUUUCAAUCGAAUGAACAAUGUGAUGACACUUUAAUAGCUGCUGAUCAUAUGCUUUCUUCUAUAUCUAUACAAGGGAGCAGCUCAGUCUUUCUUGGAGAGUAUGUUCUAUUUACGGUUGUACUGUUCAACGGCUACGGCAUACAAAAAGAUACUGGAGGGGAUCAAUUACGAGCACGUUUAUACAAUAACGUCCUUAAAGCAUAUACACCCGGUACGAUUUUCGACCACGAUAACGGAACAUACACUGUAGCAGUGCAAGCAUUGUGGACCGGACAAGCUCAGCUGCAAGUAGAAAUUUUAUACACAAAAGAAGUAAUGAUACCUACAAUCCGAUUAAGGAGAACUUGGGAUUGUACCAACACAUUCGCUGUGUUUUCUAACAAUGCCUUAACCGAAAAAACGGCCUGUGGUCCAGAUUAUAAAACUGUUUUAAAAUAUUCUAAACGAUCCAAAGUGUGCGACUUUUCUUACUGGAACAAGUCGCUCAAAUGGUUUUGUGUGGAACCCAGCAAUAAUCUAACCUGUUACCACUGGAGUUCUAUUGCUCGUAACUGGGAAAAUUAUACCAGCGACCUCAGCAAGUGCGAAGAGGAGCUUAGUCAAAGAGAUCCUGAUUCAAGUAUCCCAUCAAAAAUAUCAAUACAAAUACGUCCAAGGGCAAACGGCACUACACCAUAUACUGCAUUUGAAGAUGCCAGAAUCCCGUGUUCCAGUUACAAUAGAACUGCAUUAUGGUUUAAAGUUAAACCUACAGGAUAUUUCUACAAAAACAAGUGGAUACUUACACAUUGUAAAGGUAUUAAACACUUCCAAACGGAUUGUUUCAGGAAUAAAACUGUAUUAUUUUGGGGAGACUCUACACUUCAUCAGUGGUUUAAAUAUUUAAAAAAACAGUUACAUACUGGCAGAAAAUAUGUUUGCAAAAGGUCGAAUGGUCCAUCAGACUGGCGGACUCAUACAACAUGCUACUACAAAGAAUACAAUUUAACUUUAUCGUUUUUUGGACAUAAUAUUCCAGUCAGUCGUUUUUCAAAGCCAAAUUUGCAAAGUAUGUUUGAGAUCAUUGGAUUUGAAGAAUUCAUUAAAUCAAAAUCCCCCCAAAAACAUGAGUUUCUAUUAGUUAUCAACUUGUACAGUCAUCUUCAACAAUAUAAUUAUAAUCAUUUUACUUCUCACAUGAUGGAAAUUAAGAAAAGUUUGGAGCGGAUCUUUGCAAUGAAAUACAAUGUUAAUGUUUUCAUAAAAUUACCACAUACAUAUCGGAGAGUGAAAGAUAUUAAAUGGAAAAUUAGACAAAAUGAUUUUAUCGGAUUUAUUUACACCUCAAUAAUGCGGAAAGUAUUUAAAGGUCUGUAUCAUAGAGUUACUGUCCUUGAUCAAAAAGACGCAACUAUUGCUAUAAGGAGCUUUCCCUUACAUCCAUCGAACGAAAUAGUACGUGAAAUGGUUCUCCAAUUUUUAAGUUAUGCAUGCAAAAGUUAUUAAUUUAAAAAAUAAAAUACUAUAUCAAAAAAGUUUUAGUACAUGAACAUGUAGAUUCAGUUCUCUUGUAUUGACAGUAGAAGAAAAUGCUACUUAUUAAAAUUGCAUAAUACUAUAUUUAUCAAUAAUUGGGGUUAAAACAACUAAUACAAUCUACGUUUUGCCAUAUGAAUUGUAAAUUCCCUAUCUGUUCAACUACAGAAUCCAUAAUACAUUAAUAAUCUUGUGUGGUCUUUACCUACUCACAAGGACGAUAUCUGAUUUUUUCUGUCGUUGAUGUUAAGUAUUUAUAUAACAAAUACAGCAAAUAACCCAUUUACAGGAAAUAGUGUUUCAACACUAUUUCAGUGUUAAUUUAUUUGCAAAACACCAUCAACACAUUUAUUUUAGAAAUGAAUACAUAUUUUUUAUGAAGUUUAUGAUAGUUAUGCAUUGAAAAUUGUAUGAACAAACUAAGGGACCAUUUUUUUAUUUUUUUAUUCUAAUGUGUGUUUAUUCAGGUGAACAUUAAAUUUUAACAUUUGGAACUAAAAUAAGUUUAAUAAAUAAUUAAUAUUCAUUUAGUCGAAUAGUAGCGAUACAUUAUGAUGAUGAUGACGACAAUGAUUAUGAUGAUAAUGAUGUUGCUUUUGCUGCUGCUGAUGAUGAUGAUGAUGACAAUGAAGAUAUACACCAUUUUAUUAGUAUCAAAAUUAUUAUAGGGAUGAUGUGGAUAAUGUUUAUUCGAAGAUCAUGUAAUGAUGAUAGUAUAAAUGAUGGUGAUUAUUGUAAUUUUCAGUGCAUGUUUUGGUAUUUUGUCUUAAUUUUCAUUAUCUACUUCUAUAUGCAUAUGCCGUUGGAAGUGAUUGCUUUAAGUUUAGAAAAUUAUAAAAAUAUGUGAUAUUAUGAUAAAAAGUGCCACGGUCGCCAAAGCGAAAUUUUCAAUUGCACACUUUCUGUUCUUUAACCUAAUGUGUAACAAUAAUAAAAGUAAAAUUUU
Messenger RNA from Ruditapes philippinarum (Manila clam), 2891 nucleotides. RefSeq names its product NXPE family member 2-like. NCBI's taxonomy places the organism in Eukaryota, Metazoa, Mollusca, Bivalvia, Venerida, Veneridae. The coding region runs from base 269 to 1915 and encodes 548 amino acids. The transcript is spliced from 7 exons. The record is from RefSeq and is a predicted model, not a curated record.